AUGUCUUCGAUUGGGCCUCAAUUGCCGCCGCACCUGUCGAAACGGAAGCGUACACCUGAUGAUGAAGACUCAAACUCCAGCAAACAUCGUCGCAGCGAAUCUCCAGCAAAGAAUACAGAUGAGAUUGAACUAGAAGACUCGGACGAUGAUUACGGUCCCAGUGCACCUUUACCGCCCAAAGCACCCGUCGGCCCAGCUUUGGCGACAUCGAACAAGGACGAGAUAGAACUCGAGUCCGAUUCCGAAUCUGAUACUGGCCCAGCACCACCAAAGCCCACCGUUGGGCCUGCGCCACCUCCCGCCGACAUUUCGCAACGCCCAGCAACAUCUCCCGACUCAGAUUCAGACUCCGAAGAUGACUACGGCCCUGCACUGCCAGGCUCAGCCAAAGCGAACAAACCCACGAUAGGACCUCAGCUUCCAUCCGCUGAACCAGCACCCCAGCGCGACUCGUGGAUGCUUGCGCCUCCCACGGCAUCAGGCUACUCAGAGCGCGACCCAACCAAGAUGCGCAAUCGUAAAUUCGCUUCCAAGCCAGCGUCGUCUUCUGGUCCCUCGACUGUGUCGACAAUGUGGACUGAAACCCCUGAAGAGAAGCUGAAGAGACUACAAGACUCGGUACUAGGACGCGCCGACAAGAACACAGACACAACACCGAAGCCAGGGAAGUCUCGGGAAGAGGAAGAACGAAAUCGCAAGAUUGCAGCAAAUAUUGAAUCGCAACGAGGUAAAAGUCUAUACGCAGAGCAUCAGGGGCGAAGAGAAAAGGAAGGUAAAAAGGAGGAGGAGGAGGAUGAUCCUAGUAAGCGGGGAUUUGACCGAGAAAAGGAUAUGGCUCUGGGUGGAAAGAUUGGCACCGCGCAAAGGAGAGAGCUGAUGAACAAAGCUGCUGAUUUUGGUGGCAGGUUUUCAAAAGGAUCUUUCCUCUAG
Molecule: messenger RNA, 930 nt
Organism: Fusarium fujikuroi IMI 58289
Lineage: Eukaryota; Fungi; Ascomycota; Sordariomycetes; Hypocreales; Nectriaceae
Exons: 1
Coding region: 1-930 (309 amino acids)
Source: RefSeq, a predicted model, not a curated record